AUGGAUCCAUCACCUCCCCACUACCAAGGAAAUGAGAAGGCUGAAACAACAUACGUGUUGGACGAUGCAUGUGAUUCUCAACCAUCAGAAGAGAAUCCUAGGCGAUCAAUAAUGCGCCACAGUGCUUGGCUCCCUCCAGCCCAACUCGUGAACACCUUCCACGCAAUCCAUGGUUGGUUUCCCGUCGAGCCAAGGAGCCUCCGCGACGAGCUUCUUGAAGGACCAAGGAAGGAACAGAAGACAGUCAUCCCAGCUUUCGAUACCGGAAUGCUUGAGCAUAUUCAAUCUGCAGUCCAGACUGAUUCGAAGUUUUGGUUCAGUCGGGAUCAAUACGGUGACGCGAGGAGCCUCAAGAGACCGUUGAUCCACACUCUCUACAUCGACUAUGGCAUGGCCAGUCCAUGCACCAUAUCACCGGACGAUCGGCAUUUCUUUGAGAAGCAUGCUGGCUUCAACGGUGUGAAUGAUUACAGGUUCUGGGAGAACGUGCAGUGUCACACUGCGUUGUGCCUUGGGCUGCCGCUGGUGGGAAUGCAGUCAACACUUCAGCUCUACUCGCACUUUAUGGACAAGAUUACUCACGAGUACAAAGGUAGCCUCCAGUAUUUCUGGGCUGCGCAAGGUCUCGAUGCACUAGCGUUCAAGCUGUGCUACGACUUCCAUGUCGUCAAGCGCCUCCAAUUGAUGUCCGAGGAGAUACCUUGGAGUAAUCUGCCCUUCUCCAAGGACGAUGCACGACUUCUCACUGGGGCUAUCCUGAGGAUAUCAGUCCGGCACUUGCCACCUGGACAUCUCUGGAGGGAUAUGGUCGGGAAGUGGGAGGAGUGGCAUCCGGAGAUGCGCUCUGAACGCGAGCGCCAGGAGAGGUUGGUGAAGAUGGAGCUGCCGCUUGUGGUGCAUCCUCCUGAGCCUGAGACUGGUUAUUUCGACUUGUGCUAG
This is a messenger RNA of Fulvia fulva, 939 nucleotides long. RefSeq lists its product as uncharacterized. The transcript is spliced from 2 exons. The coding region runs from base 1 to 939 and encodes 312 amino acids. The record is from RefSeq and is a predicted model, not a curated record. Lineage: Eukaryota; Fungi; Ascomycota; Dothideomycetes; Mycosphaerellales; Mycosphaerellaceae.